Molecule: messenger RNA, 315 nt
Organism: Saprolegnia parasitica CBS 223.65
Lineage: Eukaryota; Oomycota; Saprolegniomycetes; Saprolegniales; Saprolegniaceae
Exons: 1
Coding region: 1-315 (104 amino acids)
Source: RefSeq, a predicted model, not a curated record
AUGGAGCGCUGCCAGUAUACGUACAAGACGUGCCCGCACCCGCGCUCGAAGAAGAAGAAUGGCCAGCUCCACUCCUUCUGCGAGUUUCAUCGAACCAAAGCCAACGCGAUUCAAAAGGUCUACGCUGCUCGCAAGCGACUUCGUGACGCGACCGAGUUGCGCCCUAUUCAGCAUGCACCCCCGGCCCCGACCUUUGACCUCGACGACCUUGAAUUUCUGCGCGAAUGGCUCGACGACCACGACAACGACGACACCAGAGGGACUUGCAACGAGCUGUCGUGGGACGACGUUGCGAGCAUGCUUGAUAAUAUAUAA